Messenger RNA from Symbiodinium pilosum, 366 nucleotides. The record is from the annotation of a GenBank genome assembly. Lineage: Eukaryota; Dinophyceae; Suessiales; Symbiodiniaceae.
AUGGCUGAACUGAUCUUGGACAACAUGCCUUCUGACAUCACUCCAAACAUCCUGACAUACUGCUCAGUCAUGAGCUCUUAUGUCAGGGUGCGACAGUGGCAGCGGGCUCUGCAAGUUUUUGGCAGGCUGGUGCGCAGCUAUCGCCCGAAUGCUGUAGCAUACACCUGUGCAUUCCAAGCUAUGGAGUUGGCCGGGCCAGAAUGGAGAGCCGGGCCCGCGCAGCGCCUGGCAGACCGAAUGCAGCAAGACUACCUGGAGCCGGUCGACGUUGUGAGCCUGGCUGCUGCGCAGCAGGCCACUGACGGUGCCGAGAUUCCCAUGGCGGAACGCACCUUCCAGCGAGAGGUUUUUGUCCCAGCGGUGCUU